AUGAUCAUGAUUAGAAUUAUCCGACUCCGAUUGUUUCCUUACUACCAUUGUCUGGAAUUAAGCAUUGGCUUAGCUUGGCUUGGACCCCCACGCGAUAUUUUAAAUAGACCCUUACUGACAUAUACACAUUCUUGUAGCAUUCUGGAAAGCAUUACUAAGAUUUUGUCACGAUUAAAGCUAUCCGACUCCGGUUGUUUUCUUAAUACUAUGCCUGGAAUUAAGCAUUGCCUUGACUUGUCUUGGACCCCCACGCGAUGUUGCAAACCACACACAUACUACUUCUGUGACCUAUGGCUGGUCUCCUGUCUCUUUGGUGCCUUGAUCUUGUUUAUAUCUAUAUCUCAUCUCCUUCCUACGCUGCACUUCCGAGACGGUACACUUACAUCUCGUCGCAAUUCAAAAUAA
Molecule: messenger RNA, 405 nt
Organism: Dujonia railenensis
Lineage: Eukaryota; Fungi; Ascomycota; Pichiomycetes; Serinales; Debaryomycetaceae
Source: the annotation of a GenBank genome assembly